UGCUCCGUAUUAUCAGACGUUUGGCCCAGCUGUCAACGUAACUUUCCGAAAGUUUUUUAGUAAAAUUAAUAACAAAUCCCGAUCAAAAUGUGGAAACAGAUAUCCUUUUUCUAUUCUUUUCUUUUCUUUGGAGUUUGUUGUUCAGUUAUUCCCCUGGGAAAUUCGGCAUUGAACCAGCGAAUGAAGGUGAGCAGUAGCAAGGAAAUGCGGAUCUUUGCCCAGGACAUCAGUAGCAAUGAGGAUUUCAAGAACACAGUGUUUCGUAACCUUGUCCGACCUCUCCUUAUACCACGUAUGCCGGACACAGAAAACAGCACCAUAGUUCAAAAUUACAUAAAGAGUCACUUUUCAAAUUUGAACUGGGAGGUGGAAGAAGAUCGCUUCAGUGACUCGACUCCGUACGGUGUAAAAGAGUUCAACAACAUUAUCGUCACAUACCAGCCAGAGGUGAAAAACAAGCUGGUGCUGUCAUGCCAUUACGAUUCUAAAAAUAUAUCAAGCAGAGGUAAUUAUUUCAUCGCUGCGACAGAUUCCGCAGUGCCUUGUGCUAUACUCAUGGACAUUGCUACAAAACUGAACUGUGCCUUACUUCGCAAACAACAGACAAGGAAAAAGAGUCUAGCAGAAGAUGUGACGAUACAGAUGAUGUUUUUCGACGGGGAGGAAGCUUAUGAAGAAUGGACAGCGACUGAUUCCCUGUACGGUUCCCGACAUCUGGCGAAGAAGCUUGCAGAGACCUAUGACACUCAUUAUCCUGAUACGACAAGGAUGGACACUAUAAGUUUGUUUGUUCUGUUGGAUUUGAUUGGUUCUUCAGAUGUGGAAUUUAGAAACUUUUACAUCAAAACAGAUGCUCAUUUUCAAAUGUUGCAAAAAAUAGAGAAGUCAUUAAAGAAGGCAGAUUUAUUAAACCCUAAUGGCCGGUUUCAAAAUGGCCGCGAGAAGACGAUAUUUACAAAUGCACGUCCAUAUGGGGGCAUCGAAGAUGAUCAUAGACCAUUUUUGCUCCAUAGUCCAGAUUUACCCGUGCUUCACCUUAUAUCAGUACCGUUCCCUAGCGUGUGGCACAAGAUGUCCGACAAUGAAAACGCCAUCGACUACCAUGUAACGGACAACUUCAACAGAGUGUUCCGGAUAUUUGUUGCCAACUACCUCCAUCUGUCAACUGAAGCAUGCAAGAAGAAGUGAUUUUUUUCAACGUUGAAAUUGAAUGUAAUGAAAGCUAAAAAUGGUUUUACAAUAAAAGUAUGGCAAAAAAAAGCAACACUAUCAUGCUCAGUUUAAAUAUUAUUUAAAAAUAAUAAUUCUUCUCAUUUACAGUAAUACACAUAAAUUAAUAUUUUCAAUGUUUGACUCUAUAAAAGGUAAAGUUGUCCUUUUAAAGCUACUCUCUCACAGAUUGAGAGUUUUGACAUUUUUGUAAGUUUAUGUUUCAGAAUCGGCUGAUUUUGGCAUCAGUGCCUUCAAUUCAGUCAUAUAAGAUACCUCUUAAUAGAACAGAACUGUAUUGUUGAGAAAACUGCGGAAAAUUUCAAUUUUAUAAAAAGCGUUAGUAAAACUUCUAGCUAUAAAACACUUUUUAACUUGCAUAUGAAAAUCUGUGAUCUGAUCUGUUGUAAGCAGUCAUGUAUCACUGGUUUCCAGAUAUGUACGAAAUAUUGGUUCAUUCCUAGACAAAACAUAAAAAAACAGUUGUCAAACAGGACAAUCUGUGAGAGUGCAGAUUUAAAGUUUUUCACAGGUUAAAGUUAUAUGCGCCUGGCAGCUUAUGAUGUACAUUUUUAGCAUGUCAGUUUUUCACAGAAAAAAAGGCAAUAUAUUGUGACAACCUUGGUGUGGUUAGCAACGUCAGCAACGUGGCCUUUGUGCAAAAACUUUGGCCAUGUUCAAAUCGCAGUUCACUAUUACAAGAUUUUUUCAUGAAACUUGUUACAUAAAUUGCCAAUUAACAACUGCAUUCAAAGGCCAAUAUAUCUGGCCUUUAAAAAUUGCCCAGUAAUUCACUUUUGUGAAUUGUAAAAGCAAAAAAAAGUCAGACAAGCGACAUCCACUUGGGAUGUUUUUGUUAAUUAUAUUAAAACCACUGCUGAUUUGGGUUGCACAUUACUAUUUAUUUGUCAUUCAAAUACUUAAUUUAUGCAGCAUGUUAAUGCUUCAAAUGGCUGUACUUUUUUACAAAGUAUAAAACUUUACAUUUGUAUUGUUAAACCUAUUUUUGUUAUGAAAAUAUCUAUUUUAUCAUUGAUUAAUGUAUGCUUUAAGUGGCUGAUUAAACAUAGUUUUAUUCUCUACAGAUAUAAUUAACGUUCAUUUUUUUGCAUCACAACUUACAAUUACAACUAUAUUUUUGUACUGCUUUAAAAAAAACAGUAUAGUAUAAGGCCACAUCUAUUUUAACUUUUGUUUGACAUAUUUUGGAUGAAAAAGAUAAAAAUCUGUUUUCUUCAUUUUCCAAAAAUAAGUAUGGUAAAUGAUUACCAAACAUCAAUUUGGUGUGGUCUUAUGUAAAUAGGAGUCAUUGAGUUGGUCAAUUUAUAAUGGAUGGUACCAGUAUAUGAGUGAUAUUACAAACUCCAUGCAGUGUUUCUUCCCUUGCAGUACAGUAAUCACUGCCACCAAGCAACGUGACCAUAGGUAUUUAAAAUAUCAUUGGUAAAGAUUGUAAAUUAUCUUUAAUUUUAAAUUUUUUUUUUUGUAUUUUAACCUCAAAUUUGAUAAAACCUAUCCAAAACCAGAGAAGAAAACAUUAAAAAUUGAAAGUUUUUAUAGCUGAAAUCCAGCUAUACUCGUUCUGGUGGCAGAGAUCAUUUCUGUUUGUCAGGAGAGAUAGCCCUGCGUAGGAGAUUGGUUUUGUUAGCUACAGUCCAAACUCGCUAUAUGUCAACGUCAGAUAUCUUGAUUUUCCGGUGGUGUCGACUCUUCCCCAGUCCCAAAUUUAUUCCUUCUUAUUCUUUAUACAAAUAAAUCUGCUUGGGUCGAUUUUUCUAUUGAUUUUUAAGCUAUGUCGAGCCCCUAUUUCAGUCCCUGUGGUUGAAUUUCACACAUUUCCUUUGUCCCUUAUGUCGAACUGUAGAUGAAGUUGUAGGUGCGAAAAUAUUCAUGAUGGUUUGCAGCAUGUCGCUAAACUGUCAUAAAUGGACGGUAAUUGGUAAGUGUUAAUAAUAAAAGUUGUUUGUUUAUGUUUUUGAUUAUAGAGACAUUUUUUGAUCAAGCUCCUGUUUAUUGGUCUUGUAUGAUUACAUCAUUUGAAAAUCGAGAUAUCCGAUGUGGAUAUAGCGAGUUUGGACUGUACUUGCAAUCAAUAAUUUAGUCAGCAUAAUGAUUUAUGUGAAACAUUGAAAUUACCCCAUAUGGGCAUUAAGAUUACGGCCAUGUAAUGUUGUUGUUACAAACUCAAACUUGUUAUUCCUAAAUCAAAAGCUUAUUUUUAUGGUGAAGCAAUUUUAUAUAGCAAACUAAUGUAUCUUAUUUCUUGUUCAAAUAGUGUGAACUAUUUCAUCUUAUUUUGUUAAAGUUGUGGUUAAGGUUGCCCAUUUGCAUAUGUGUAUUUCUCCCAUUCUUGUACAUUUACCAAGCAAGUUACAUUUUAAAGGUGCACAAUAUAGAUGUUAUAGUUAGAUGACAAGAAUAAAAAUCUUAAUGAUUAAGAAUGGGUUAAGUGAGCGUAGCGAACGAGCCCUUCUUAAUCAUUCAGAUUUUAAUUCAACUCAUCUAACUUACUUAGAAUACAACCUCAUUUGCUGACACAUUGUCAAUGCAAAAUCUGAUGCAGGGAUUGUGUAAUGGUUGGGAGGCAGUGGGCGGAUCUUUUAACACCCGUGAAAGUUGAAAUUCUAUCUGCAAUUUCAUUGGCUAAAAAUGAAGGUUGUAUUCUUAUUACACUUGAAAUGAGGAAAACAUUUUUUAAUGCAUUAUCUUGUUUUACGCUUGACUUGAAUGAUCAAAACACAAAAUAGCAUUUGAUUUGUGUACAGUUAAAAAAAAAAGCCUUUAUAAAUUGGGUUUAUAAUUAAUUGCUACAUGGCCACAAAUUCACCAGCUAAAAGUGCCAAAAUAUUGCUAAUAUUUUUUUAUCAUAUGCUUGAUCAUUAUAGCCAAAUGAGUUUAACAAAAUAAUGAAUUUAAAUAAAAAAAAUAAAAUGCUUUGUUAUUGCAAUUUAUUUUCAUGAUUAAGGUCAAAUGAGUUAAACACGAUAAUGCAUUAAAAUUAAAAAACCUAUAAUAUGCGCCUUUGAUGUUUAUGGUGGUAGGCUGGCAAACUUAAUUAGUUACUUAAUCUACGCAUUACGAAGCACAAAAAUGAUUUCAUUGUACAUUGUUUGAUAGCCAUUAUCAUAAAUGAUUCAUUGUUAUCAGGGAUAAAGCAAUGAUUGAAUAUUGUUGAAAAUAUUCAUAAUAUAAUCAUUUGCAUAAUCACAGAAUCAUUUGUACAGUGGAAAAUGGGAAAUAAAUAAGGUUAUUUGGUCUAGAACUUUAAUACCAAAUAAACUUGCAGUCAAUUGUGUAAAUCAUUGAUAAGUUGUCCACAGGUUGUAUUUUGGUCACAUUCAAAUGAUUUGAUUGGUUGAGAGAUAUUAUUGGAUAAAUAUUGACCAAUCAAUUCAAAUUUUGGCUAUUUUUGACCAAACCAAAGAAACAGUUUUGUAUCAUUGAAAAGUUAGACAAAACAUUUUGUUUAUAUCUUUAUUCAUUGCCAAGUACAGCUGUUUAUUAUAUGCUUUCCGGUGGUUUAUAAAGAUUUAUCAGUGAAAUAAAAUUGAUAUUUCACUGCUUUGAAAUUUAAACCCAUGCUCAAAUCAAACUUCAGUGUGCUUCAGUGUGCACAGGGCUGAGACAAAUGAAGCAUUGUUUGGAUGCAAUUUGGCGCAAUAUUCUGAAAAAUAAUUAUAAAAAGUCAUUUUUAUCCUUUUAAGGCAUAUAAUAAAACGGUAAAAAUGUUUGUUAUAUAGUAAGAUCACUAUAUACAUGUGUCCACCAAAGGGAAAUGUUUCACUGGUGGCUAGGCCACUCGUGAAAUAUAGCUUUUGUUGCUCACUUGGUGAAACAUAUCGCGUUCUUCCAUACCAUUUAAUUUAAACAUUAUUAUGACUGUUAAUUGUAAUUGCAUAAUCAGUAAUUAAUCGCAUAAUCAAUCAUUGGGUCUAAUUUUCUGAUGGUUGUUUAUGAUUUUUAACUCUUUUUUUCCAUUAUUAAAAUUCUCCCCGACAGCUGUUGUUUUCAUGUGUCAGUUUCAUUUGUUUAACAGUAUGAAUCUUUAGUCAUUCAAAAUUGAUUUUAUGACAUAUGACAUAGUAUCCACUUGGUUUGACAUAGUAUCCAUUUGUUAUGACAUUGUGUCAAUCUGGUAUGACACAGUGUUAAUUUGGUAUGACAUAUUAUCAAUUUGGUAUGACAGUGUCAAUUUGGUAUGACACAUUAUCAAUUUGGUAUGACAGUGUCAAUAUGAUAUGACACUGUGUCAAUUUGGUAUGACAUAGUGUCAAUUUGGUAUGACACAGUGUCAGUCUGGUAUGACAGUUACAAUCUAGUAUGACAUAUUAUCAUUUUGGUAUGACAUUAUAUCUGUUUGGUAUGACAUUGUAUCAAUCUGGUAUGACAUAGUGUCAAUUUGGUAUAACAUAUUAUCAUUUUGGUAUGAAAAUAGUGUCAAUUUGUCAAUUUGUUAUGACAUAGUAUCAAUUUGUUAUGACAUAGUAUCUAUUUUGUAUGACACAGUGUCAAUCUGGAAUGCAAAUGUAAAAGUGUCAAUUUGAUGUGACCUAGUGUCAACCUGGUAUGCCCUAAUGUCAAUCUGAUAUGACAAAGUGUCGAUGUCAAUCUGGUAUGACAGUAUCUGUUUGGUAUGGCCUAAUAUUAAUAUUGCAAAGUUUGAUUUUAGAAAUAAUUUCAAUUUAUGUUUUUAUUGGGAUAGUAGUAGGUUCGAAACAUAAAUCUCAAUUUAUAGUUUGUAGAUGUAGAAAAACGUUAUUAGCACAUGUUAUGACUGUGCUAUAGUUAUUUCAUUUAUAUUUUUUUUUUCAGCAUUAGUUUAAGACAAAUCAAACAUGUUUCAGAUAGUUUAAACUUUUGUUGUUAGAUAUUAAGUAGCAUUUCGACAUAAUAUAGUUCUACUUUACGUACUUAUUUAACUAAAUGUGCAGGCCAUAUUUAGAUUUUUACACUUAAAUAUAAUGAUAUAGUCUUUACCAAUUCUUUUGUAUAAAAUGAAUUUUCUAUAAAUAUACAUGAUUAAAUUUUAUAUCAUUAAUAAAUAGAAUUUGCAAAAUAAUGACAUAGCUAUGAAACAUUGACUACUACAUGUUAAAUGUACAAAAUAUAACAUUCUUUAAAGUAUAAUUUUGUUAGAUGAAAACAAGUUGAAUGAUAUGCCAUGCAUUUGAAUGACAUCGGUGUUAUUUUUGUUUGACAAAUAAACUACUAUAUUAAU
Molecule: messenger RNA, 6427 nt
Organism: Mya arenaria
Lineage: Eukaryota; Metazoa; Mollusca; Bivalvia; Myida; Myidae
Product: glutaminyl-peptide cyclotransferase-like
Exons: 7
Coding region: 88-1188 (366 amino acids)
Molecular function (GO): glutaminyl-peptide cyclotransferase activity; zinc ion binding
Source: RefSeq, a predicted model, not a curated record